Molecule: messenger RNA, 1764 nt
Organism: Adineta ricciae
Lineage: Eukaryota; Metazoa; Rotifera; Eurotatoria; Adinetida; Adinetidae
Source: the annotation of a GenBank genome assembly
AUGCCAUCGAAUCAUUAUUCAAUAACAUCAGCAUCAUUUCUUUCGAAAACUAUUAAUAAGAAAGACAGCGACGACGAGCAGAUCGAAAAUUAUAGCAUGAUUUCUAAUGAUCACAUACCAUCAAUGACAUAUCCUAGUAAUUUAUCGAUGUGUACGCGUUUGCCAAUUUCAUCCCAACAACCGCAACAACUACAACAACACCCAUUGCUACUUGUUGCUGAAGAAGCAGAAAUGUUUGACAAUGAUAGUGAUAAACUCGUGUUACCUCGUUCAACACGUCUACUUAAACGACGAACGAGUCUGUUUGAGAAAAGUCGAGAUUGGGCACGCCGUCUUAUUACACUUCACCGUGCUCGUCGAAAUACGACUUCGAAUGAGAAAAUCCGUGAAACAUGUUGUCAAAUGAAUAAAACCCAUUCGCAUCAUGAAUUCUUGAGUCAUCAAUCGAAAAGCUUCGAUGAAGAUGGCUAUCUAUCACCUAUGGAAAUUAAAUCUAAGCUUGAUAAUCUUAACCACUCACAAACAACUCCUUCAUUUCACCAUCAUCAACAUCACCAUCAAUCACUUUCGAAAUUACCAACAAAGACCCGACAACAAUUAAUUGUUUAUUCUCACAGCAGUUCGGAUAUCUCCCAACCUGUUUAUCGCUGUCAAGGCCCAAUUACUCAACCAUCAACAUUACAAUGUACAUGUCAUCGACAACAACUACUAAGUACAUCGUCAACUUCCGAAUUUCACAAGUCUAUAUCCGUUGUUGAUUACAUUGACUUUGAUGUUUCUGAAGAGUCCUCUUCUUCUUCAUCAACAUCACCAUCCUCUUCACCUUCGAAACCAGAUGAUGAUCACGAUGACGAUGAUCCACUUUCUUGCUUGAAGUAUCUUUUUGAUGAAACUAAUAAAUCGUCAACUGCCAAUUUCGUUCGACGUACUCCACGUCGUUCAACGAAUACAUCAUCAAUCUCUGCCGAUUCUGGUUAUUGUGAUAUACCAAUGGCUUCAUCGAAAUUUAUUCCUGUACAUUUAAUAUCAUGUACAUUAAUACCGGUGAAUGUGACGAGAACAGAAUCUAUGGAUAUACGCUGCGUAACAUGUACAUGUCCGACAUCAGCGUACUUCUCCACGAAAACUGAACGUCGACGACGAAAAUCCUCGACGAAUUCAUCACGUUCACAUCUGCCCGGAACUUAUUCUCGACAAACUCCUUCCAAUAUGACAGAAAAUGACACUGCAAACCAUUGUUUAUGCAAUAAUAAGUAUUAUUCGACAAUGACAAUAUGUCCGAAAUUAUCUCUACCAUCAGUUAUCGGCGCUAAAUCUACGACUAGGAUUGAUGUCAAUCCAAUGGAUGACGUUUCUACUAAACAACAGAAGAAAAAAACAAAGAAAGAUCGGCCCAAUCCGUUAAAACUUUCAUCGACAGUCGAUGAUCUAACAUCAGUUUUACGUUGGUAUAAGCCAAACCUGUCGCGGGAAGUCAUAUGCCAAGUUCUUCAACAAGCUGACUACGGUGCAUUUGUUCUACGCAAGAGUACAACUCACCCUGAUUGUUAUGCUCUCUCUGUCAAAGUACCAAAAUUCGCUCAUGAUUCGAAUAUUUCGCACUAUUUAAUCGAAAAACUAAUGACAAACAAGCACACAUCGAGUUAUCGUAUUAAAGGAACGAUUAAACAAUUUCCAACGUUACUUUCGCUAUUAACACAUCAUUCAGUUAUGCCUGAAAUUCUACCGAUUACGCUUAAUUUGAACGAAGUACUUCCUGUUUGA